AGGGGCGCACGACAGUUCAUCAUUACACAUUUUAGAACAUGCACCGUACUGCGAAUUGUGAUGCCCAUAAUAUAAGCGGUACUUUUUUCCACAACUAUUUAAACAAUAAUAAAACAAUAAUCACCGGUAACAACUCAAAUUACAAUAACAAAAUUAAUAACAAUAAAAAAUUAUCACCGGUAAACAAUUCGCGUGAAAGUAAUAAACCAGAUGAAUUGUUAAAUUGGUACUGUGCGCAUCUUGGUGAAAAGGGCUGGGAUAACAUCUGGUCCAUUCUGCGACGAUCCCAACGUCAUAUAAACCGAUAUCAGUAACAAUUGUCACGGUGUUUUUUCUUCGACUUUUAAUAUCUCGUUAAAGAUAUCUUGAAUUUGUGAGUGGGAGGAGCUGGGGGGUGGAUAAUCGUGAGGACGGAGUGCACGCCAGCAUCAAUCAUUUUAAUGUGAAGGUGCGAGUCUUACUGUUGAGGGUACGUGGACUUGAAACUUUUACGCUGAUGAAAAUAUUGAAUGGGAUUAAAUUUUCAGCAGUUUUUUUAAAUUUUACAAGAGAGGCUUGUAAUUAUUAUUAUUCUAGUUAUAACUUCGAGUGAUACAUUAUUAAAGUACAUAAAGGAAUUGGUUGAUGAAUUGAAACUUAAUAAAGUCUAGUACGCUUCUUUAUCCUUAUUAACCAGCUCCAGUUUUCAUUGAUGAAGUGUUUCAUUAUAUUAUCAGCACUGAUGUCAAGCUUGAGUGGUGUUUCGAGUGCUGAAACUUUUAAAUUAAAACGACUGACUUUUAAAUAAUUUAUUUUAGUAAAGAAGUAUCUUCCUUAAAUGCACAACGGUAUUUAUUAUCUUCUGUAAUUUUUUAAAAAUUACUCAGCUUUAUUUUUUAUGACAAUAAAAAUAAUUGAACUUUAACUUUAACUUCUAUGCUUGUGAAUUUUUAGAUAGUAAUAAUAAUAAUAAUUAUUAUUAUUAUUGUAUGAUGGAAGGAAAUAAUUGAAGGUAAGAGGGAAUUAAUUUUGAUUGGAUAAAGUAUUUAAAUAAAAGUACUGUGUACUGGAAAGGAUGAGUAAAAAUCGAAGAUUUAUCAAUAGAAUAAAUAGCUGUAGAAAUGGUAAUCGGAGUAAAAAUAAAUAUAAGGAUUGAGAAGAAGAGACAAGUGUGCAACAAGUUAAGAGCUGUGUAACGGAAAGUUGUAUGAAGCUAAAUUCGCGAUGUGACAUGGAUAUCCUUGUCAUAUUCUGUGUCCUCAUCGCCACUGUUCUAUAUUACAAUACGCUACACGCUGGAUUCGUCUACGAUGACAGACGAGCCAUCCUGACAAAUCCAGACCUGCUGCCGAACUCCCCAUGGUUUCCUCUAUUGGAAAACGAUUUUUGGGGGACACCUUUACGUGACAGCGAGUCACACGGGAGUUAUCGUCCGCUGUGUGUGGCCACAUUUCGGCUUAAUCAUCUGCUCGGCGGUUUGAAUCCGCAGGGUUAUCACCUCGUCAACAUAGCUCUACAUGCGGCUUGUACCGGCCUAGUGGUCCGAGUGGCAAGAAAGGUUAUUCCAGGAAGAUGGUUGUCUCAUGCCAUCACAGGGCUGCUGUUUGCGGUGCAUCCAAUCCACAGUGAGGCAGUCGCCGGUAUAGUCGGACGGGCUGAUUUGUUGGCUUGCUUUCUGACUCUCGGGGGCUUUCUCACUUACGUGGCACAUUGCGACCAAACACGUUCACCGCUAAUGCUUCUCAUAGCGCUGACAUCCUCUCUCCUGGCCGCGUUCGCCAAGGAAACCGGCAUAUCCUCACUGGCGCUCUGUUUACUCUGGGAGUUCUGUCAUGGCGAGUCAAAUACACAAAAGGAGCGAGAAAAAAACUGGCCUCGAAAUCGGAGCGUCGGAAUCCUGUGGGGCGGCCUGAUACUAGUGAUACUUGGACGAGUAAAGAUCGGGAAUGCCAACACCCCGGAAUUUGCGACUGCCGACAAUCCAACGGCUCGAAAUCCAUCAAGACUGACACGAGCCUUGACAUUCCUUUACUUGCCAGCGGCUAGCUUCCGUAUGUUCCUCUGUCCGAGUACUCUGAGCUUUGACUGGUCAAUGGAUACCAUCCCGCGCAUAAUAACUCUUACGGAUCCACGGAAUCUUGAGUCAAUAUGCCUGUACGUGGGGCUGGCCAGCGCUGGACUGUGGCUGAUACACCAGUCAAGAAAUGCCUCCGGGAAUUCCAGUCAAAACUAUACCAAUACCAGCCCCAAUUCCAAUUCCAAUUCCAAUUCUAAUGCAAACUUGAACUUUAAUUCAAACGAAGUUUACGUACGCAACCGAACGAUGGAGAAAAUAGGAUCAUACCAGCGCGCCUCCUCAAAGUGCUCGGUCUGCGAUGGAAAAAAGUCGGGAAAUUGUCACACCGAAGGCUGUCGCGCGGCGAACAAUAACAACAAUAGCGACAGCAAUGAUUGCUGCUGUUCAACAGUUAAACCGAUCCUGCAUUCUUCCCACACAAGUUUGGCAUCUGGUAGCUGGGGUGUCGGUCUCACCAAUGCCUCCGCUGGCAGCGAUUAUACCAACACACCAUUUGGCCGUACCACUAAAUCAGCCGUCAGCAUUGUCAUCAUAUCACUGGGUUUCCUAGCGCUUCCAUUUUUACCCGCCAGCAAUUUAUUCUUUUACGUUGGUUUUGUCAUUGCCGAGCGUAUACUUUAUUUACCUAGUGUCGGCGCCUGUCUGUCUAUCGGCGCCAGUGUUGCUGAAACUUAUCGGAUCGUUCGCCACGGAUCUAAAACAUGCGGUAGAUUGAUUCUUGUUGUUACCGCCGUCUUGCUGGGGUUCAUGGCUGCUAAAACUUUAAGACGCAAUAUGGACUGGCAUGACGAAGAGAGUCUUUAUAGAUCUGCGCUACACGUUAAUCCACCUAAAGCGUACGGGAAUCUUGGUGGGAUAUUAAGCGCACAAGGACGAUUCGCUGAAGCUGAAGAAGCGUUCAUCCAAGCUCUUCGUUAUCGCCCUAACAUGGCGGACGUUCACUACAAUCUGGGGAUACUGCAACAAGCGAGAAGAAAUUACGAUGAAGCUAUUUUAAGUUACGAGCGUGCAAUCCACUUUCGGCCAUCACUUAUUCAAGCUUAUGUAAAUCUCGGUGUAACUCUUAUAUCAGUGGGCAGAAAAUCUGAAGCUGCGGAUAUAUUACGUACAGCGGCGGCAGUAAAUGGUGCAGGGUUAAAGGACAAAAGGGUCCACGAGGCAUCGAGAAUACAGGCAUUGUUACGUCUAGGCGCUUUGUAUGCUGACGAAGGGCAUCUCCACGAAGCCCUGUCGUCUUAUCGAGAAGCUCUGCAAGCAUUACCUGAUUAUUAUCCUCCACAAACGCUGUACAAUCUGUUGGGCGAGACUCUAUUAAAAAUGCAAGAGUAUGCAGAAGCUGAGCGGUGGUUCCGUAGAUGUUUAAUUCGUGAACCCAAUUUUGUACCAGCGCACAUUACCUACGGAGAGUUGUUAGCAAGAAAUUCGAGCAGAGUUCUUGAAGCCGAGAGAUGGUUUAUUAAAGCAACAAGGCUCGCUCCAGAUGAUCCGAACGUUCAUCAUCGCUAUGGACUAUUUCUAUCAUCUCAAGGACGAUUGUCAGAAGCAGCACGAGAACAAGUAAAAGCAGCCGAGCUUUCAAGAUCAAAUUAUGAAUUGACGGUAGCUGCAGCGGCAGCAUUGCAUCAAGCGGGACGAGACGAAGACGCUGAAGUAUGGUAUAAACACGCGACAAGUUUAAGACCGCACGAAGCACGAAGCCACACAAAUUUAGGUGCAAUAUUGCAUUUAAACGGCAAGUACCGUCAAGCUGUGGCAGCAUAUCGGCAAGCGCUGAGACUGAGGCCAAACGACGCGGCAACAAUUACGAAUCUUUAUAAAUUAAUGUCACUUAUAACGUGACGCACGGCGGGGGAUCCCUUGUCCCCCUUCGCCGCAACUCACUUUUCGGAAGGGAGACACAAUGCUAAAGACCCGGAUAAUUAUUCGGGCGAACCAAGGAUUAAUAAUCGCAUCUUCUCUUCCUGGUAUUCAGUUAUACAUAAAUUUGCAUCCUUUUUAUUAUUAUUCGUAAUUAUAAUUAUAAUGAUAACGAUAAUGAUAAUAAUAAUUAAAUUAAUAAUUGUGUCAUUAUUACGGCAUAAUAUCCUAAUACAUCAUCGGCGUGCGACUACUCAUUCAUACUGCCUGCUACAUAAUAUGUAAAAGAAUAAAGCUUAGUUUAUUUUUCUCUAA
Messenger RNA from Cotesia glomerata, 4228 nucleotides. It is a transcript of the gene Tmtc2, whose product is annotated as protein O-mannosyl-transferase TMTC1-like. Gene Ontology annotation, cellular component: endoplasmic reticulum membrane. NCBI's taxonomy places the organism in Eukaryota, Metazoa, Arthropoda, Insecta, Hymenoptera, Braconidae. Gene Ontology annotation, molecular function: mannosyltransferase activity; protein binding. The record is from RefSeq and is a predicted model, not a curated record. The transcript has 10 exons. The coding region runs from base 1187 to 3895 and encodes 902 amino acids. Gene Ontology annotation, biological process: protein O-linked glycosylation via mannose.